AUCACAAAACUCUCUUAGUUCACUGGGACUCUUCUCUCAUUGAAAGCCUUUGUGUGCCUUUGUUCUGUCUUUCCACAGAGAAUCCAUCCAAACCUCACCAAAAGAUAAUCAUGUCUGAUGCAGAGGAGGAAUAUGAAGAACAAGCAGAGGAGGAGGAGGAGGAAGCUACAGAGGAAGCUGAAACAGAGCAGCAAGAGUAUACAGAAUAUCAAGAGGAGACUCAGGAGGAAGGUGAGGAGGAGGAAAGACCACGUCCCAAACCCAUGGUCCCACAACUUGCCCCUCCAAAAAUCCCAGAGGGUGAGCGGGUGGAUUUUGAUGAUAUUCACCGAAAAAGAAUGGAGAAGGACUUUCUAGAAUUACAGACUUUAAUUGAUGCCCACUUUGAGCAGAGGAAAAAGGAGGAAGGAGAACUGAUUGGUCUAAAGGAUAGAAUUGAAAGGCGACGGUCAGAAAGAGCCGAUCAGCAACGUGUUAGAGCAGAGAAAGAAAGAGAUAGACAAAUAAGGAUUGCGGAAGAGCGUCAGAGAAAAGAGGACGAGGAGGCUAAAAAGCGAGCAGAUGAUGAUGCCAAAAAGAAGAAGGUUCUAUCUAAUAUGGGGGCCAACUUUGGUGGCUUCUUAGCUAAGGCAGAGCAAAAAAGAGGAAAACGUCUGACUGCACGGGAAAUCAAGAGAAAGACUCUUGGAGAAAGGCGCAGCCCUCUUGGCAUUGAAAACAUGCGAGAGGAUGGCUUAAGACAGCAAGCUCAGGAAAUGUGGAACUGGAUUUCCCAGCUAGAGUCAGAGAAGUUUGAUCUGUUGGAUCAUAUGAAGAAACAGAAGUAUGAGAUUGUUGUUCUGCUGAACAGGAUUUCUCACGCUCAAAAGUUCAAAAAAGUCCAUGGUAAAGGGAAAGUUGGAGGCCGUUGGAAAUAAGAAAAAUGCGGAAAUUAUGUCAACACGGGAUCUAUUUCUUCUCUUACUCUUUUGACACUUUCACAACGUCUGCCAAAACUUACAGUACAGCGAUUUCUGAAUGUAUUCAUAAUAAAAACCUUCUUAGCUGCAGCUGAUUUUCACUUAUUCACAGUAAGACUUGUGUUGCAAGGUACAUUGAUUAUGCAGCUAAAACAUGGAAGGGGAAAGUUGAGGAAAUAA
Molecule: messenger RNA, 1139 nt
Organism: Triplophysa rosa
Lineage: Eukaryota; Metazoa; Chordata; Actinopteri; Cypriniformes; Nemacheilidae
Gene: tnnt1
Product: troponin T type 1 (skeletal, slow)
Exons: 15
Coding region: 111-917 (268 amino acids)
Biological process (GO): slow-twitch skeletal muscle fiber contraction; regulation of muscle contraction; sarcomere organization
Cellular component (GO): troponin complex
Molecular function (GO): tropomyosin binding; troponin T binding
Source: RefSeq, a predicted model, not a curated record